Molecule: messenger RNA, 7936 nt
Organism: Brassica rapa (field mustard)
Lineage: Eukaryota; Viridiplantae; Streptophyta; Magnoliopsida; Brassicales; Brassicaceae
Source: RefSeq, a predicted model, not a curated record
CUGAAUACAGGGGCGGUCCUGGGCACAGCGGACUGAAACACCGGCUUAGGGCCCCCAAAUUUUUUUAAAAAAUUUACAUAAGAAGGGGCCCCUAAAUUUGUAAAAAAAAUUUUUUUUAUAAAACCCUUACUAAAUUGUUUUAGGCCCCCAGCAUCUCAGGGACGGCCUAAAAUGUUACAAAAUGAAGCAAUUACAGUUAUCCUAUUAAUAAAUAAAAAUCGAAAAAACGAAAGACCUAAGCAUCAAACUCAUGACAUGUUGUGUUAUAGAAGCCCAAUAACCACUACACCACUGAAACUUUUAGUAGUUUCUAUGUAAAUCAUUAGAUAUUUUAUAUUCUUUAUAAGAAAAUCGAAAAAUAUAGCUCAAAAGUGACCUCUGUUUAAUCGUUGAUUUUUUUAUAGUUUGUUAGAUAUGGACCGAUCGUCACGACUCGCGCCUGAGGUAAUUUCAAACAUGGGUAUUAGUUUACCAAAUACUAGACACAUCUCGGGACAGUGAUACUAAAGUGCUAAUUAAACUAUUAAAUUAGCUUUUUUUUAUUCCAAUCAUGUUACAACUUAACUGAGUGAAACCCAUGGGCCUGGCUUUUAUACUUGUCAUACAGUCUGCUUUUGAGCAGUGAUGGCCCAUAAGCUUAAUUGCAGUAAAAUUAUUGUUCAGUUCAGUGGCUAAUGCAACAUCUCUUGACACUUAAUUUGAGUUUUAAUGUUAUGUUUUCUUAAUUCAAGGUGUGUUUUGUUUUGGACAUAUGUGCUUUCAAUUUUUUGAUGGUUAACGUGUUUUCGUUUGAGUAAUUUUGGUUUUCUUCUGUCUAAUUUGUUACAAAACUCGCAUCCGAACAUGAGUACCAGUUUGUUGUGUUUCAAAAAAAAAAAGAGUAUCCGUUUGUUUGUUGGUUCUUUUAUAUCAAUUACUAAUUGUUGACUUUAAAACAAAUUUUAUUAGGCAAUUUCAGAAAAUUCUUACAUAUCUUAUCUAAGAAUAUGAAUUAAAGUUAAGAAGUAAAACUAUUAAUUACCCAGCUUUAGUCAUGAUUAUGUUCUUUUAACAGAGGUCCUUAUUCUUCGUUCCCCUCCAAAUAACAACAAUUUCUUUUAAAAGUUUUCUCUCUCAAACUAACCAGCAACUCAAGCUUGACACAGUUAUAUAUGGGCUCUUAGCUCUUUAUUCUUUUUUGAUGAUACAUGGAUGUUUAGACCCAGGCACCCAACCCAUGGGCACACCGCACAACCCUUGUUUCUUAGAAAAACGUGUUGUAUACAAAAGGAUCGUGUUUAGAAAGAAGCUUAAGGCAUUGGCAUUGACAUCGGCUAGAGACUAUACGAAUCUCUUGGGAAAUAAUAUCAAUUUAUUUAAUUGCUUUUAACAACACAAAUCAGUCAUUGGGAUGCUAAAGGACAUUAUGUUCGAAACUACGUUGCACGGAAGUUUUAUCGGACGUCUGAUUCCCAAUUUGAAAUCAGAACCUUGUGGAAGCUUACAAAAUCUCGCUUAUAUAACGCUUCUAAAAUAUUCUCUUUAAAAACACGUUGGAAGCUUACGAUUUCAUUUUGGAAUCAUGCUUCCAUUCUUUAAAAAAAACACAAUGUCUUAUAUCUAUAAAAAUAUAAAAUUAUAGUUUUUAUUUGUUAUAAAAUCUAAAUUUUAAUAGUAUUGGAUAGAGAGAAUACAAAUAUACAAAUAUUAAAAUUAAUACUAUAAUUUAUCUUUAUGCAUUGAGGUUUUUAUUAAAGAUAAAUCGUAUUUUCAAAUAUAUUAUAUUAAUUAAUUAUAAAGUAUUAAAAAUAAUUUAUUUUAAAUUUAGUUUAUGCGUAUUUUCACAGUUUUAAUAUAAAAUCAUUUCAAAAUUAUUAUAAAUGAAUAAUUCUUUAUUUUAAAUUUAAAUAGUAUAAUUUUUAGUUCUAGAUUUUUUUAAAAAAAUUUUUAUAUAUGGAUAUGCUUCCAAAACAUAUCCGCUUCCUAAUUUUUUAAAGAAUCUUGCUUCUGCGCUUCCAUACACUUAUGCUUCCACGUACCCACUUCUGUUUCCAUGUAACAUAGAUUCGAAGUAACCCAAGACACUAGACUUAUGUGGUCACACUAAUAUAAGUUCAUGUUUUAACCUCAUUUAAAUAUCUGAAACGAGAAUCUAUACGUAGUUUACACUUUCCAUUGAAAUUUAGUUUGAAUCAUUCCAUGAAUUCAAAUACUUCCAAUUUAAAAAAAUAAAAAAUUAGCGAGAGUUUUUCCACAGAAAUGGUUUAUAAUUUUUCUUUUAUUUUUCCUAUUUUUGUUAAUUGUUUAAUGAUGAGUUUCUUAAUGAGAAACUCUUGUUGAUGAUGGCUUUAGAACAUCUCUAAUUCAACUCUAUUUUUAUACAUUUUUUCUAUAUUAGAGUUACUGUAUUUUAUAGAAAACUAUAGAGUAAUUCUAUUAUACAUUCAUACCAUUGGAAAAAAAAUUCACUUUUAUAAUAAAAUUAUUCUAUUUUAUAGGAAAAGAUAACAUAAAAAAUAAGGUUGGAUUUAAGUCAAAGCCAUUACAAUUUAAUUUUUAUGAAGGAAGAUGUUUGGGCCAAAACUGAUACCGAUGAGUAGCCAAAUCCCAAAUUUUCUAAACAAAACAUAAUAUAAGUCUUAUGUCGUUUGGCCAAAAAUAGCAACUUAGGAAUGUGUUUAGUUUAUAAUUUGAAAUUAUUUGAUUUUUAAUCAAUUCUUAUGUGAUUUUAGAUGAAUUUGAGAAUUUAAUAUUAUUUUUGCUAAAUCAUUUUAGAAUCUCAUCUAACCAUGAAAUAUAAAUUUUUAUUUUUUAACUAAAAAACUCCAACAGAAAAUUUCUGAAACUCACAAUUUAAAAUAUUUAUAAUAAUAGUGAAUUCUAAACUAUUUUAUGAAAUGUUAAGUUUAAUAAUACUAAGUUUUUAAUAAAAUUUUAAAAUUAAUGUUUAGAUAUUUGGAAGCACUGGCAUGGACUUUAGAAUGCAUUGUUGCUCCUCGAUUAGACAAGAUUAUAAUUGCAGGAGAAGAUGCAGUUCUAAUGAAAGUCAUUGAGAGACCAAAAAGCAAGGCAUUCCUUUACUUCAGUCUUUCAAGAGAUAGAAAUUUUUUUGUGCAAGGUUAGUUGCUGGAAAAGCAAAAUUGAAACUAGAAGCUCUACUAGAAGUGCUUAUCUCAUUGAUAAGAGUGCUACUAGAGCUCGGUGGUACCAAGCUUAUGUGGCCAGGGGCGCUCCCCUUUGGAUCUCUAGUCUAGUAUCUUUUGAGAAAGUUUAACAUCUAUUGUGUAGCUUUGGGUGUAGUUUAGAAUUAUUUUUUGUUCAGAAAGGUAGAUAAUCCUGAUGUGGGUUUUUGAGUUGCUUGUAGCAAUCCUUCUGUUGUAACUUGGCUUUGUUAGCCUUGGGUUUAUUUAUCCGUUUAUAUAAAUACUUUCGAGGAAAUAGAAAACCAUCUCGAUCUGCUAUGAAUUGCUUCCAUUUUUGUCACAUUGUCAAGAGAUCUUCAAUGUAAGAAACCUGAAGAGAAAUAUGGAAAAGUGAAAGGUAGAUCAUGUUUGUUUUGCGUUCAUUUAUAUGUUACAGAAUCGUUAAAUACAUGGUUUAUUUGUUGAUCGUUAUUACUACAAUUUACGAAGCGAACAUGGUCUCAGUUUUUAUGUCUUUUUUCAACAAAAAAAAAAACAUGGUCAGUCUUUGGCUACUCUAGAAAAGAAUAGGUCAACUAAACUAAUGAUGAUUUGAUAUUUUCCUAUAAUGAAAUUGUAAUUUGACCAAUCAUAAGAUUAGUGAUAUGUGGCCUUGUCCCAGCUCAACACAUGGCAGAAACAUGGUUCCAUUGAACUUUUGAGAACGUGAAUUGACAACCCUUGUCCUUUGACUGCACGUUACAAUUAUAUGUUACGUGGAUAUUAAUUAGAACUUAUUAUCCCAAUCAUUAUUGAGAUAUCCAAUAGUUAUUUGUUUGAUGGUAAUCAAGAAAACAAGAAAUAACACAGGACAGUCGAUGGUUCUCACGUGCCCACAUGUGAUCUUGAACUCCACAAAGAUACGAAUAUCAAUAUCUUGCCAAUGAAUGAUAUUAUACAACACUUUUUACUAACCUCUCCGGAAAAUUAUUCAUAUAUAGAUCGAGUGUAAUGGACAAGACAAGACAUGUAGUCUACUUGAUUAUGUUAGUAUUAUCAUCUAGAUUCAAGAGAUGGCUCAAGCCUGCAUAAUGCAUGUUAUUGACAUAUAUAUAAAAAUCGAACUUAAUUGAUGGAUAUAUGAGUUGGACACUGAUCAUCUCAUCGCAACUCUCUCUCUCUAUAUAUAAUGAAGGUUACAACUUAAUGACUUAGGCCUUAGAUCUCUAUUUCUAUCUGCAGUCGAGUCUCUAUCUCUUUCUUUCUCAACAAGUCUUUCAUUUUUUUAUGAAGCCACAAUGGCAUGCAUGGACACGCAUAACUCCAUAAAUGGUGCAGCUAGGAUCUCAUUCUCUAAUGAAUUCGUCGAAAUCAGAUCAGAAAAGAAUAGCACUAAGAGCAACAACGUCAACACUAGAAGCUCUUUCUCCAAAACCGCUGAUGAUUUCGAGUUCUCUGUCACGGACUACGCCAUGAUUCCGGCUGAUGAGAUCUUCCUCAAAGGAAAGAUAUUACCGUUCAAGGAGACCACUCAUGUUCAUAGGACCUUAAGAGAAGAGCUUCUGGUCGAUGAAGAGGGUCCUGUCGAUGGCAACAUCUUUUCCAUCAGGCCACUAUUUUUACCUUCUUCGUCCUUUUCCUCAAAGGGUACAUGGAAGGAGCUAUUGGGCCUCAAGAGAGCCCAUGUUAGAUCUAAGACGCCCGAUAAACUUGAUGACAAAACCAUCUCUGGGAAUGCUGCGAGGUGGGAGAGUCAAGUUGGAGAUACAUGAUGAUGGAAUUGUAGAGCUCUCACUUUGGUUCCUAGAAAUUAAUUUAGAUUAUUUCUGAUAAUCUAGAUUGGUACUGUAUUGUAUCCACAUUCAAACAACUCUUUUCGGCUCACAUGUUUUGUUGUUCUUGUAAGUUCUUGUUUUGGUUUGUUCAGGAAUCUGUCUUUUUUUGGGAACAUCCGUUUUUUUAAUUAAAUGCAAGUGAAGAUUUGUGUGUAGCUAAAAGGAAAAGAAAGAGUAUUGUCACUUUUAGUUGUGAGUUGUAUGCAUGCAUUUCUCUCACGUCUCUCCAUCUUAUAUAGUUAAAUAUGCGCACUGGAAUAUAUCUAUUAAUGCAUAAUCGUUUAUGGUCCCUACUUAUUACAUAUUCACAUGGACUGUUCAAAUGGUCUACAUCGGCCGGAACUUGUUCAUUCACAAUGGAUUUUUCUGAGAUAAUGUUGGUUAAUAACUUGUAAAAUUAUUGGACUUACCGAACUAUAAAAUUACUUCUGACUCUUACAGAUUAUCUAGAAGAGUAACACUCGGAGAAAUGUGUGUAGUUAGUGUAGAACAAAAAUGUAACCAAGAUUUCUGAUUCUUUCAUUAAAAAUAUGUUGAUUGAAAAAGUGAAUGUUGACAAAUAAUGUAGCUUAGUAAAUUCUCGUGGUUGUAGACUCUGCCACUCUUCUAACACAAUUCUAUUUCUGGAAGACUUAUCAUAAUAAUGUAUUUGUUUAAGGAAGGAGUCUAAAGGUUAGACUCGACCAUCCGAUUCACCGAAUUCUGAAUCUUGGUCUAAACACAUGAAUCGCUCAAAACAAUUAUUGAAAAAAAAACAAUUAUUAAAACGUUUCGUGUAUGUGUGUACAAUGUGUUCAGAAAAAAAAAAUCUCUAUUAGGUCGUUAAGCCCAGCUUAUAUAAGUUUUUUUUGUCGGCCCCUCUUCUCCACAAGAGAUAAAAAAAGAAACCAAAAAAGAAGAGAAAAAUAUUUUCUUAUAUUUUUUUUUGUUAAAGGAGUGGUAAGCAAACAUGGAUUUUAGUGUACAUUCCCGCAUCUUGGUGACUUGGUGUUGGUGUCAGUUUCUUUAAUCGAUCAGUACAAGUACGACAAUUACACAUCUUCAUCAUAACCUCUGAUUUUGUUUCAUUGAAUCGUUGAAUUGAACCUUGAGUUUAGGCUCCAAAUGGUAACAGUGGAUUAAGCGGUGCGGGACAAACAGUUUGACUGCAAUGCAGUUUUGACAGUUAUAAAAAUGCAUAAAUAUAUGGUAUAUUAGAGAUUUUUGUUACUGUUAACUGCGGUGCGGUGCGGGACCGAUGUUACCAUUCGAAACCUUAGUAUUUAAAGUAAGAUAGAUAAUAAUGAGAAGAAAGAAAAAUAGGAACAGAAACGGAGAGACCACAAUAAAAAGACGAAAAGUUAUUAAUAAAGUCAUUCUCGGUUUAGGAACAGAUUUGUGAUUGGCAAUUUCUUUAAUUCGUAAAAAAACGACACGGAAAUAUACACCAUUCAUUUGUGAUAACAUCCACGUAAAAUAGUGUAAUUAACAUAAAUAAAUUAAUGUACCCAAAAUGGCUAUUUAGUUGGGGGAAAAUGAGUUGACAAAAAAAAAGUUGGGGGAAAAUGAAACUGGCUUUUUAGCUGUUUUUAAUCUAGUGAAAAUGAAAAUGAAAAUUUUAAUUUCAUAACGUGAAUUCUGGAAAAUGUUAGUAUGUUUUUUUUUUCGGAAUAACAGGAUGUGAAGCACAAGUUCAUAGUUGAAAAAAAAAAAAAAAAAAAAUUUCGUAGUUGAAUCACUAGAGUCUAGAGUAACACGUGAGAAAAAAAAUAUUAAACUUACACUGAAAAAGCCUGAUGAAUAACAGUAAUAUUCCUUUCUCACGUCAGCCAGUUCAGUCUAACCUUUUUCCUGCUACACACUCUGUUUUCGUUAUUAAUAUAGAAUCAAAUAAAUUUCCAAUAACAAUUAUGUGCCAUCUUUAAGGAAUUGUAGCAAAAACUCCAUAAAUAUCCUGGUAGAAUUCUAUUAACUAGAAAUCCAAUAUAAUUUUUUGAUAAAAAAUUAUUUGUUGAUAUUUCAGUUUUUUUGUUUGUGUUGUUGUAAUUCAAAAUCUUGUGUUAAAAUGACAUGUUUAAACAACACAACACAAUUUUAUUUUACUUUUAAUGAAAACAGCAUUCAGUUGAAGAUGAUCCUAAUACAAAUUCAUCAACUAAUAUAUUAUUUCUUCUGUUUUAUAAUAAGUGGCAUUCUAACAUUUUUUCUUGUUACACAAAAGUAUCAUUUUAUAAUUUCAAUGCAAAUUAUAUUUAUUUUUAGUUAAAAAUUAAUUGCAAACUACAUUGAUUUUAAUAAAUAAUUUAAUUUAUCUCAAAUAUUAUUGGUGAGAGAGAUGUAAUUAAUAAAAACUUAAAUAUAUUUUUACCACGUUAUUAAUCUGUGUAAUAAAUGUCAAAGUAAUACUUAUUUAGAAAGAUAAGGAGUACUUGUUAGACUUUAAAACAUUUUUACAGCGUCACAAAAACAUAAACGAUCAUUACUACAUUAAAAUUGGCUGUUUUUUUUUUUUUGUGAAAAAGGCUUCUAAAAUUGUCUGUUUCAAAAUAUAAAAGCAACAUAUGUUUAAGAAAUUUUCAAAUAAAAUGUCAAGUUUGAAUCUAGACGCCAAACAUUUUCCAUCAAAAAUAAAAACAACAUAUGUAUAAGGAAUUUUCAAAUAUGUUGUAUGAUUUUCCAUUGAUUCCAAUCAACUAAAUAUUACGAAGAAAAUGAAAAGUAGGACGUUCUCGAUUAUUACAGGUUAUAGAAUAUUUGAGAUAUAUUUACAUUUUCCGGGUAAGAACAGUUGAUAGAUUACAUUUUUCAUAGAUUAUGCAUUACUUUUUUUGAUUAUGCAUUACUACGUAGAAGAGAAUAAAAGUACUUGAGCAAGUGAUCAUUGUCUUCGUCAAAUGUUUUUUGUUCUUCUUCUAAGGAUUCAAUUUCACCCACUCGUAUCGUCCGUCAAGUGGUUCAUCUUUCUCGAAAUCGAAACUAUACCUGUAAGCACUCAUUUCACAGAUAAUUAGUAACUGAUUU